Colletotrichum acutatum is the source of this 981-nucleotide messenger RNA. Its product is annotated as calcineurin-like phosphoesterase. Gene Ontology annotation, biological process: chromosome segregation; regulation of mitotic cell cycle. The coding region runs from base 1 to 981 and encodes 326 amino acids. The record is from RefSeq and is a predicted model, not a curated record. NCBI's taxonomy places the organism in Eukaryota, Fungi, Ascomycota, Sordariomycetes, Glomerellales, Glomerellaceae. Gene Ontology annotation, cellular component: nucleus; cytoplasm. Gene Ontology annotation, molecular function: protein serine/threonine phosphatase activity. The transcript is spliced from 4 exons.
AUGGCGGACCAACAUGAGGUCGACCUUGACUCGAUAAUCGACCGCCUCCUCGAGGUUCGUGGAAGCCGUCCCGGUAAGCAGGUGCAGCUUCUCGAGGCAGAGAUCCGCUACCUGUGCACCAAGGCUCGUGAGAUCUUCAUCUCCCAGCCCAUUCUUCUCGAGCUUGAGGCUCCCAUCAAGAUCUGCGGUGAUAUUCACGGACAAUAUUACGACUUGCUGCGUCUCUUCGAGUACGGCGGCUUCCCUCCCGAGGCCAACUACCUCUUCCUGGGUGAUUACGUCGAUCGUGGCAAGCAGUCUCUCGAGACCAUCUGCCUGUUGCUCGCCUACAAGAUCAAGUACCCCGAGAACUUCUUCAUUCUCCGCGGCAACCACGAGUGCGCCUCCAUCAACCGUAUCUACGGUUUCUACGACGAGUGCAAGCGCCGCUACAACAUCAAGCUAUGGAAGACAUUUACGGACUGCUUCAACUGCCUGCCUAUCGCCGCUAUCAUCGACGAGAAGAUUUUCACCAUGCACGGCGGCCUCAGCCCUGAUCUGAACUCCAUGGAGCAGAUUCGCCGCGUCAUGCGACCCACUGACAUUCCUGACUGCGGUCUUCUCUGCGAUCUGUUGUGGUCUGAUCCCGACAAGGACAUUACAGGCUGGAGCGAAAACGACAGAGGUGUCUCCUUCACUUUCGGUCCCGAUGUUGUGUCCCGGUUCCUCCAGAAGCACGAUAUGGAUCUGAUCUGCCGUGCCCACCAAGUCGUCGAAGACGGUUACGAGUUCUUCUCCAAGCGCCAGCUCGUGACUCUGUUCAGUGCACCGAACUACUGUGGAGAAUUCGACAACGCCGGAGCCAUGAUGAGUGUGGACGAGAGCUUGCUCUGCUCGUUCCAGAUUCUGAAACCUGCUGAGAAGAAACAAAAGUACGUCCCUGGUGGUCUCGGAGGCAACAGCCGACCAGUCAUCUCUCCCCGGAAGUCCGCUUCCAAGUGA